Molecule: messenger RNA, 1296 nt
Organism: Polistes dominula (European paper wasp)
Lineage: Eukaryota; Metazoa; Arthropoda; Insecta; Hymenoptera; Vespidae
Product: odorant receptor 82a
Biological process (GO): sensory perception of smell; detection of chemical stimulus involved in sensory perception of smell
Cellular component (GO): plasma membrane
Molecular function (GO): olfactory receptor activity; odorant binding
Source: RefSeq, a predicted model, not a curated record
AAAAAGAAAGCAGGAAAAAAACAUGACGCAUGAGUUAGGGUUUCGUAAUAUGGGAUAUAAAUCGCAUGUUGAUUACGUGGUGAAGGUUGCACGAACCCUUUUAACGCCGAUAGGUAUCUGGCCGUUGUAUCGUGGCGACAGUUUAUCUGACAAAAUCAAAAUGUACAUUCAAAUAAGUUUGAUAUUUGGUCUGAUGUGUUGUCUAUUGAUACCCCAUUUGAUUUAUACUUACUUCGAUGCGGAACAAUUAAUAAAAGAGAUGAAAGUAAUAGCAGCCCAGGUGUUCAGUACAUUGGCAAUUGUUAAAUUUUGGACGGUUAUAAUUAAUAGAAAAGAAAUUGGUUAUUGUUUGUUGGAAAUGGAACGACAAUACAAAGAAGUUGAAUGUGAGGAUGAUCUGAUGGUUAUGGUUAAGAGUGCUAAAAUUGGUAGGCUAUUUACAAUAGCUUAUUUAAGUUUAUCUUAUGGUGGGGCUUUACCCUAUCAUAUUAUUUUACCAUUGGUUGCUGAACCAAUUGUCAAGGAUGAUAAUACUACCAUGUUACCCUUACCCUAUUUGAGUGAUUACAUUUUUUUCGUUGUUGAAACUUCACCGAUAUUUGAGAUAUUCUUCGUUGGUCAGAUAUUCGUAAGCAGUAUUAUACUGUCAACCAAUUGUGGGGUUUACAGUUUAAUCGCUAGUUGCGUUAUGCACUCAUGUUGUUUGUUCGAAGUUGUACGUAGACAAAUUGAUACGAUAUUUCAAUAUGAAACUGAAGAAAAUCUUCGUAAAAGGAUUUAUGUUAUCAUCGAUAAUCAUCUUCAAGCUAUCAGGUAUGCUGAAAAGAUUGAACAGGCAUUGAAUAUUGUUUUUCUUUGCGAAAUGGUCGGGUGUACUAUUAUUAUAUGUUUCUUAGAAUUUGGUGUACUCGUGGAUUGGGAAGAUAAGGAAACUUUGGGUAUGAUGACUUAUGGGGUUUUAAUGACAUCAAUUUUUGUCAACGUUUUUAUCAUUUCUUAUAUUGGUGAUCGUCUGAAAGAAGAGAGCGAACUGGUUGGCGAAUCAACAUAUUCGAUCGAGUGGUAUCGUCUUCCCAGUACUAUAAUAAAAGAUUUGGUUAUGAUAAUUGUACGUUCUAAUCGACCAUCUCGUUUAACAGCUGGAAAAAUUUUUGACGUAUCACUUCAAGGUUUUUGCGAUGUUUGCAAGACUUCGGCUGCCUACCUGAAUUUUCUUCGAACCAUGGUUGCAUGAAUUGUUUCUUAAAUAAAAAAAAAUAAUCCUUGCUAUACAACAAAACCAUACAAAAAAAAAAA